AUGAUAGUGUUGACAAUGAGUCUCGUAGUGAAUAUGAUGAUAGUAGAGGAAAGAUUCAAGUUGCCCUAUGAACUAGACUUCAAAACGAAUCUGAAGAACUUGAAGCUAAUAGGGUCAUUUAGUGAAGAUGAAGAAAUAGAUGGUGAAACUCUUCAUCAACCCUAUGAGAAAUUGUAUAACAGGAGUUACACCUUGACAAAAAUAAACAUAAAGUUGUCAAUGAAACUCAUUGUGAGUAGAAAGGAGAAAGAGAAAGUAGAGCAAGAGCUCUUUGAAGCUCAAGUUGAACUAUGGGUUUACGCUUACUUCCCGGCUCUUGCUCCAGAGCCAGUGGAUGAGAUUCCUCCGACUGGUGGAGGGCGACUAUGCAACUUUCAUCCAGACUCAUCUCAUGCCGCCUCUGAUCGAAGCUCGGCAGACGACGCAGUAGAUGCUCCUUUGACUGACAAGGCUGAACGGGAAGCUGAUACCAACAUUGAGGAAGGCCCUUCCGGUAGGCAGGCACCCGUUGAGUACACAGAGGGCUUGCUCCAGCUGGUUGCUUCUCUGGCUGGCAUGGUUCAGAUGAGAGAGGCAUUGUUUGCUCCUAUUUGUACCGAGUACACCAGCACUAGUGGCGGCAACAGCACUAGCAACAUCCCUUCUAGCGGUAGGAAGGAGAGUGACUCCAAGGAGGCAGUGAAUCGACAUUCUAAAUCCGAGAGCGAGGACGAUGAUGCUGACUCGAGAUCAGAGAGCGGGCAUGACGCCGAGGUCAGCUCUGCGACAGAGAGUAGAGAGGAUGAUGUAGGCUCUGACUCAAAGUCUGAUUCUGAUGGCAACAGUACUGAUCGAGACAGUGCCCCUGAGUCCCCUCUGAGGAAGAAGACGAAGAGGGCCUCUUGA
Messenger RNA from Camellia sinensis, 885 nucleotides. Lineage: Eukaryota; Viridiplantae; Streptophyta; Magnoliopsida; Ericales; Theaceae. The record is from RefSeq and is a predicted model, not a curated record.